AUGGAUCUUCUGCAUUUCCCUGAGGAGGGGAUUCUUGAUCCUUGGUUGGUGGUGAUAUGUGCACUUGUGCAAUUUCUGCCACAUUAUGUUGCGACUGGGGGUGACAUCUUGCUGGCGCUGAUGUUGCCAGAUGUUUGUAGUAGGUAUAAGAUUGUUGCAAACAAACUUGCCUUCAGAUUUGAGGAGAGACUCACAGCUUACAAUAUUUCAAGUCCUCCAAUAUCACCAGGUGGUGAUGCUGAUAAACAAUGCACACCAUCUGUGCAUCAAGAGCUGGAGCCCCCAAUCUCAGGGUGCAGCUUUGGCAUCAGCACAGGAGACUCUGAAGAAAUAAUGGCAUCAAGAACACCCACUCAGGAUAAAACUCACUCCUUGAUAAAUAUUCAUGCGUGCCAGAAAAAAUUAAAGCCAGAAAGCAAACAGGAACUACUACAAUUUGUCAAAGCUUCAGCAGCUGAGCGUGAAAUCAUGCAGUAUGCACUGCUGCUGAAGGUGGCCGAAGAUCCCAAAAGAGGGGGACAUGGGAGUGCUGAAGCUUGGGAAGCUCUGUUGCAUAAACAAAUUGACAAAUUUGCCAUGCAUAUUUUAUUAUUGGCAAACACAGCCAGCUAUAUUGGGGCUUGGCCUGUCAAAGUGCUUAUGCACUGCUCAGACAUCAAAGAAAUGAUUUUGCAAGCAGUAGACAAAAACAAGGAUGUCAUAGCAUGCUGCCAAAAACUCCCAACUUAUGGCCAGUUUAAAGCAAAUGUGAAUAUUACUGUUCAGAUGUGUGCCCAAGUAGCAUUUAUACGGAUGAUUUUAGAAUUACUGACAAAUGAAGAAAGCUUUUGGUUGCAAGUAGACCAGAACCUUCAAAAGGUUUGUGGUGAGCAUAAUUUUCCGGUGAAGGUAACCAAAUGGUUUGCGGGGGUACUUGAGGAUGACAGAAUGAAAUGUGGGAUUGGAAAUGCAGAAAGAAUCAUUCAAGCAUCCAAAGACCAAACCAACAUUGACACUGCUAUCAGUGCUGGGUCAUUUAACAAUAUAAACCUUGGGGUGGAUAUCAACAAAAGGGAAUGCCAUUGA
Serpula lacrymans var. lacrymans S7.9 is the source of this 1065-nucleotide messenger RNA. RefSeq lists its product as uncharacterized. The transcript has 10 exons. NCBI's taxonomy places the organism in Eukaryota, Fungi, Basidiomycota, Agaricomycetes, Boletales, Serpulaceae. The record is from RefSeq and is a predicted model, not a curated record. Bases 1 to 1065 code for a protein of 354 amino acids.